Messenger RNA from Oryzias latipes (Japanese medaka), 1219 nucleotides. It is a transcript of the gene prtfdc1a, whose product is annotated as phosphoribosyl transferase domain containing 1a. Gene Ontology annotation, molecular function: hypoxanthine phosphoribosyltransferase activity; magnesium ion binding. The record is from RefSeq and is a predicted model, not a curated record. Gene Ontology annotation, cellular component: cytosol. Lineage: Eukaryota; Metazoa; Chordata; Actinopteri; Beloniformes; Adrianichthyidae. Gene Ontology annotation, biological process: purine ribonucleoside salvage; GMP salvage; hypoxanthine metabolic process.
CGCCUCAUGACGCAGCCGCAGACCAGCAGCGUCACAUGAGGCUGAUUAUCCAUCGGAGCCUCCAAACAACUCUUUCCUUUUCCCUAAUGACCCAGGCGUGAUCACCCAGCAGGACCUCUCCGGAUUCUUCUGCUCCGCUGCAGAAAACAAAGAAACUAAACGCAAAAACUGAUCAUGUCAGCAGCUGAAAAUGUGGACACAGCAGGGCUGAAGAGAGGCAUUGUGAUUAAAGACGAUUGGCCCGGAUACAGUCUGGAUCUGUUCACCUACCCAGAACAUUACCACGAGGACAUCGAGAACGUUUACAUCCCACACGGCAUCAUUAAGAACAGGAUAGAGCGUCUGGCCCACUACGUCAUGGAGGACUUUGAGGAGGACCAAAUGGUGGUGCUCUGCGUCCUGAAGGGAGGCUACAAGUUCUGCGUGGACCUGGUGGAGUUCAUAAAGACUCUGGGCCGCAACUCCAACCGCUACCUGGAGACGCGAGUGGAGUUCAUCCGUUUGAAGAGCUACCUGAACGACCAAUCAACGGAGGACCUGCACAUCGUGGGAAGCAGCGAUUUGUCUUUUCUGCGAGAAAAGAGCGUGCUCAUUGUGGAGGCCAUAGUCGACACAGGAAAGACCAUGAAGGCUCUCCUGAAGCACGUGGAGACCUUUCAACCCAAGAUGGUCAAGGUUGCGGGGCUGCUGGUAAAAAGGGUCCCGAACACGGCUGAAAGCCUGACAGACUACAUCGGAUUUGAAAUUCCCAACCGAUUCGUCGUGGGUUAUGCCCUGGACUACAAUGAAUACUUCCGUGACCUGAAUCACAUCUGUGUCAUCAGUAAAACUGGAAAGCUGAAGUACAAGAUUUGAGAUGUGCCGCUUUAAGUUUUAAUAUAUUUGUGGCAUCCCUCCUCCCUCGGUGAGAGACGCCAGGAUCAAAAAAAUGUGAGAAAAAACAGGCUGUCCUCGUCCAGGAGAGGACGCUGGUGACAGAUGGAGGAAGCUUCUGGACUCUGCUGGCAACCUCACGACCAGAUGAUGCCCACAUCGACUCACUGAGGCAGAAAGACCCACAGCAAACGCAGAAUCCACCUCUGACUUUAUCCAGAAACGACAGAAAACGAGGACCAAAACAUUUGGCUGCAAAGAUACUGAACAGAAGAAAUGUUCACCGACAUAAAUGUUAUUUUCUGUGUAUUAAAUCUUCCAGAAGAAGUUAAAAGAUGUGGCUGUA